Messenger RNA from Besnoitia besnoiti, 1893 nucleotides. RefSeq names its product variable surface lipoprotein. Lineage: Eukaryota; Apicomplexa; Conoidasida; Eucoccidiorida; Sarcocystidae. The record is from RefSeq and is a predicted model, not a curated record. The transcript has 3 exons. Bases 1 to 1893 code for a protein of 630 amino acids.
AUGGCAUCCGUUAAGGCGGCGGAUCUCACGUCCACUGUGGGCCGAAAAAGGCAUCUUCGCCUCUUGUUUCUGGUUCUGCUGGGAGUGUUUCUCCUAACCUCCGCCUCUCUGAAGGCUCAAGCCGGCGAAGAUGAUGGCGCGGACAGCACCGCGAGCCCCCCUGAGGACGACUCUGAAGACGUCUCUGUCGAGGAGAAUCCGACGGACGAGCUAGGAGCUCUUGCUGAGGACAACUGGAGCAGCAUUCUUGGAGCGGUCAAUAUCGAACCCGAGACUGGGAAGACCGACUCGCCGAAGCCGACUCGAGCCACGACGUCACCGACGCCGACUGCGGCCGCGACGCCGCCCAAGCCACCUGCGACGCCGCCCAACCCAUCCACGACCCCGCCAAAGCCACCUGCGACGCCACACAAGCCACCGGCGACCCCGCCCAAGCCACCUGCGACGCCGCCCAACCCAUCCACGACCCCGCCCAAGCCAGCUGCGACGCCGCCCAAGCCACCCGCGACCCCGCCCGAGCCACCGGCGACCCCGCCCAAGCCACCGGCGACCCCGCCCAAGUCACCUGCGACGCCGCCCAACCCAUCCACGACCCCGCCAAAGCCACCUGCGACGCCGCCCAAGCCACCUGCGACGCCGCCCAACCCAUCCACGACCCCGCCAAAGCCACCUGCGACGCCACACAAGCCACCCGCGACCCCGCCCAAGCCACCUGCGACGCCGCCCAACCCAUCCACGACCCCGCCCAAGCCACCUGCGACGCCACACAAGCCACCCGCGACCCCGCCCAAGCCACCUGCGACGCCGCCCAACCCAUCCACGACCCCGCCCAAGCCAGCUGCGACGCCGCCCAAGCCACCCGCGACCCCGCCCAAGCCACCGGCGACCCCGCCCAAGCCACCUGCGACGCCGCCCAAGCCAUCCACGACCCCGCCCAAGCCAUCUGCGACGCCGCCCAACCCAUCCACGACCCCGCCCAAGCCACCGGCGACGCCGCCCAAGCCACCGGCGACGCCGCCCAAGCCAUCCACGACCCCGCCCAAGCCACCGGCGACGCCGCCCAACCCAUCCACGACCCCGCCCAAGCCACCCGCGACCCCGCCCAAGCCACCCGCGACGCCGUCAGCGCGAGAUGCAGCAAGGCCCCGGGCGCCGAAGAGCCAGCCGCCUCUUCCGACUCUGGCGAAUCUUUUGGGUGAAUCUCCGAUGCCCUCUCGGAACGGCGCGGCAGAUAACAAGACCGGCGCUCUGCUGGAGCAGCUUGUUUCCAUGCUGCAAGAAGCAGAUGACCUCUCUGGGCUCGCGUACGAGGAACAAGUCGAGGAAGACGAGGACGAGGUGCUGGCUGAGACCAUCAUCCACGGCACCAAGAAAAAGACCGUGCCACGCAUAAGGACAGCCGUGGACGAGCUGGUGGACGAGAUCGAGAAAGAGAAGAUUCGCAAGAUGGCGAAGACUCAGAGGCAGUACCGAGUCCUGUUGGACCGCAAGGCUGCGCGAGACAAGCGCGCAGCCGCCGCGGCUACACCGCUCCCUGAAUACUUCAAAAAGCUUGCUGAAGCCGCCGCCCAGCACCACAGGGCUCUUGAGCAGGCGCGGCGGCAGUCCCGCGCGGGCAAGCCGCAGUCCGUUGCUCAGGCCCGCAUGCAAAAGCGUGCGCGCCGCAGAGAGCAGAAAAACAAACUCAUAACGUGGCGUGAUAUGCAGUUCAGCCAAGUCGUCCGGACACCGCCCCAGCGGAAGGAGCACAUCGCGUCGACGAGGAGAGAAAGCAAAGACCUCGAGAAGAUGCUCGACGACGAUAUCGACCUCAGCGAAUGGGGCUUCGCCGAUGACGACGGAGCGAACCAGUCGUCGUCCGCUGAAAAACCCGUGAAGAGGGAUAGCGAGUGA